Molecule: messenger RNA, 1110 nt
Organism: Caenorhabditis briggsae
Lineage: Eukaryota; Metazoa; Nematoda; Chromadorea; Rhabditida; Rhabditidae
Exons: 4
Coding region: 1-1110 (369 amino acids)
Source: RefSeq, a predicted model, not a curated record
AUGGAUACAAUCUUCCGAUGUUUAUUGAUGGGUCGGGUUGCCAAAGAGCCGGUGGAUGCGUUUCCGAUGUCGAUGCUGAAUGUCCUUCAACUCCUCCCCUGUCUCGUAGACUGGACCACUGAAGGCAAACACAGAGAAGAGGACGAUGUGUCCUUUCCCAGACAGAAAAAGGUCACCUGUCUCGUAGAUACGAUCUGGUUGGGGACUCUUUUGCUCUGUCUUCCCCCUUUCUAUUCAUUCUUACUCGCCCCGUACCCUUCUGAACGGUUGUUCCUCAUUUUCUUCUUCUUCUCAGCCUACUUGUUCAAAAUCGAUCUUCUUUCAGAAAUCAUGGCUCUUCCCGAUUCUGAAUUGAACAUCAUGAAGGAACAAUUCAAAGUACUCAAAGAUCAAUUCUUGGAGCAACGUUCCCAAUUGUAUGCUGCGACGAAAAACAGGGAAAAUGAGGAGUAUGUGACUGAUUUGGAGAAAAAACUCAAACAAGCGCAACAGGAAAAUGAGGAUCUGAAACAAAUCAUUGCAAUGAAUCAAGUGAAAGCAGGAGAUGAUUUGAAAGAUCUUUUGAUGCAAUUGGAAACAGAACGAGAGAAGAACAAGGCAAAAGGCUAUUGGAACUUGACCAAGGUGGGACUGCUGAUGGAGAAACUCUCGGACCGAUUCGACGAAAGCGAGGAAAUAAUGUUGACAAACUGUCAAUACGCAAAAACUUACCUCGAACCACAACGCAUCCAAGAAACGAUCGAUCGCUAUUUGAUUUUAAUUGGGAAAACUGUGAGAAACAAGAAGGAAAGCUUUGACGAUCUCACCAAACAACUGGACGAAGCAAAUAAAAACGCUGCUUAUUACAAGAAGAAGUUCGACGAAUCAGAGUCUCAGCUGAAGUUCGAUGCACGACUCACAGCGCAGAUCCAGGAGAAGAUCAAUCAGAUGAGUAUUUCAUUGGAAGGCCACAAGAAGUUAGUUGCUGAGUUGGAAGAGGAGAAGAAGAAGGGACAAAGGCUCGCAGAGGGUGUUCUGGACGAUCUGGAAGAGAACCACAGCUAUGGUGAUGAGGUCGAAAAGGUCGAUGAGGACGACGAUAAAGAGGAGGACCAAGAUGAAGAAAAAUAA